GAGCCCGCAGAGCAAGUGAACACGCAGAGCUCACGACGAGUUGCUAAGGCAUACCAACUAUAAAUAUGCCAGCGGCCGGUUGGUUUCUCAAUCAUUGCAGUGUGAAACAUCGGAACGAGCGGUUGAACAACAUGAAACGCAUUGUGUUAACUCUGUUGGUGGUAGCGGUGCAUCAAUCCUGCGGCAUCAUAGUGUCCCAGGGGACGGCUGGCCCUGUUAAAAGGUUCGUCCCACUCGGCACGGCCGAGCGCGUCGUUUCGGCCCACACGUUUGACACGAAAAACCCGGAACCGUGGGGCAACAAGCAGUUCAAGGAGAUUACCAUCACCAAAAACGUCCCGGUGCCGUACCCGAUCAAGGUGGAGCGCCAUGUGGCCGUCCCGGUGAAGAUACCGGUCCCGAUCGCCAUCCACAACAAGGUGCCGAUCGUGGUCGAGCGCAAGAUACCGGUGUACGUGGAGAAACCGAUCCCGGUGCAGGUGGACCGGCCCGUGCCGUAUGCGCUGCCGAUCGAGAUUCCCAUCUUCCACAGGGUGGCGGUCGAGGUGCCGAAACCGUACCCGGUGCACAUCCCCAAACCCUACCCGGUGUACAUCAAGAAGCCGAUCUUUGUGAAGCAGAGCAAGACGCAGCAGACGAAGUGGAUGAAGAAAAGUCCCAAACCGUCCCCCGUUGCCACGGUGACGAGUGCGUGAGCGAUGUCGAUGAACCGGUUGCCGGUGACCGGUUCGAACUGUCAUUUCAUCCAUGUUGGAUUGCUAUUGUUAUUUGCUGUAGUUACACAGUGAAAAAGGAAAAAAGAAAAUAAACAAACAUAGAGCGUCA
Molecule: messenger RNA, 825 nt
Organism: Anopheles gambiae (African malaria mosquito)
Lineage: Eukaryota; Metazoa; Arthropoda; Insecta; Diptera; Culicidae
Product: MAGE-like protein 2
Exons: 2
Coding region: 66-695 (209 amino acids)
Source: RefSeq, a predicted model, not a curated record